Messenger RNA from Pistacia vera, 549 nucleotides. Its product is annotated as serine/threonine-protein phosphatase PP2A catalytic subunit-like. Gene Ontology annotation, molecular function: protein serine/threonine phosphatase activity. The record is from RefSeq and is a predicted model, not a curated record. The annotation marks the transcript as partial. Lineage: Eukaryota; Viridiplantae; Streptophyta; Magnoliopsida; Sapindales; Anacardiaceae. Gene Ontology annotation, cellular component: cytosol. The transcript has 2 exons. Gene Ontology annotation, biological process: mitotic cell cycle; peptidyl-serine dephosphorylation.
CUGCAACAUACAAAAACACAACAAUACAACUGAGCUCCAGGGCCAAACCCAUCCCCGCUUUCUCUCUCUAUUUAUUUCUCUCUCCAAACCCUAACCCUAAAUCCACCAUGACCUGAAUCUCACUGUUCCUUCUGCCUACUCACGCUCCACCGUUCGAUCAUCAGAAGAACAUCGAUAACACCCCGUCCAAACAAAUCUCGAGAAACCAUGCCGUCGCAGGCCGAUCUGGACCGUCAGAUCGAGCACCUUUUGCAGUGCAAGCCUUUAUCAGAAGCGGAGGUGAAGACCCUAUGCGAGCAAGCGCGAGCGAUUCUGGUGGAGGAAUGGAACGUGCAGCCCGUCAAGUGUCCGGUCACCGUCUGCGGCGACAUUCACGGACAGUUCCACGAUCUUGUUGAACUUUUUCGCAUCGGAGGCAACGCCCCUGACACCAAUUAUCUCUUCAUGGGCGACUAUGUGGAUCGUGGUUACUACUCAGUAGAGACUGUCAGCCUCUUAGUCGCUCUGAAAGUUCGUUAUAGAGAUAGAAUAACAAUCCUAAGGGGAAAU